This is a messenger RNA of Cryptomeria japonica (Japanese cedar), 1306 nucleotides long. Its product is annotated as ADP,ATP carrier protein 2, mitochondrial. Gene Ontology annotation, molecular function: ATP:ADP antiporter activity. The coding region runs from base 127 to 1146 and encodes 339 amino acids. Gene Ontology annotation, biological process: mitochondrial ATP transmembrane transport; mitochondrial ADP transmembrane transport. Gene Ontology annotation, cellular component: mitochondrial inner membrane. The transcript is spliced from 4 exons. The record is from RefSeq and is a predicted model, not a curated record. NCBI's taxonomy places the organism in Eukaryota, Viridiplantae, Streptophyta, Pinopsida, Cupressales, Cupressaceae.
UGUACAUGGCCAUUUCCAACUACAAUAAAAAUAUAUCCCACGGCAUUCAGUGGUGUAGUUGAGGAGGAUUACUAAGUGAUUGUUUAUUGAGUCGUCAGAUCAUCAUUUGUUUCUGCAAGAUUGAAAAUGGCAGAGAAACCAGAGUUUUCUUUCUCGGGGUCAAUGAGUAAAGGCAGAAGCAGGACAGAGUCUUUGUUCCCUAUGGUUAUCGCCGCACCUAGCGAGCAGGGUUUGUCAGGGUUUAUGACUACCUUUCUUAUGGGAGGGGUUUCUGCUGCAGUGUCAAAAACUGCCUGUGCUCCCAUUGAAAGAGUGAAACUGCUGAUUCAAAACCAAGAUGAAAUGUUAAAAACAGGCCGCCUCUCUCAUCCCUACAAGGGAAUUGGGGAAUGCUUUUCUCGUACAAUCAAGGAUGAAGGUGCACUUUCACUUUGGAGGGGGAAUGCAGUGAAUGUUCUCCGUUACUUUCCCACUCAGGCUUUGAACUUUGCCUUCAAAGAUUACUUCAAGAGUCUGUUCAAUUAUAAGAAGGACAAGGAUGGGUAUUGGAAAUGGUUCGCAGGAAAUGUGGCUUCUGGAGGUGCAGCUGGUGCAACAUCAUCUCUUUUUGUGUAUUCCUUAGACUAUGCCAGAACUCGGUUGACUAAUGAUGCCAAAUCUGCCACCAAAGGAGGAGAGCGCCAAUAUAAUGGUCUUAUUGAUGUCUACAAGAAGACUUUACGAACAGAUGGUAUUGCUGGCCUGUACCGUGGAUUUAAUGUAUCCUUGGGAGGAAUUAUUGUGUAUCGUGGUUUGUAUUUUGGAAUAUAUGACUCUGUCAAGCCUGUGCUUCUGACCGGUGAUCUUGAGGGUAAUUUCUUGUUGAGUUUCCUGCUUGGAUGGGGUGCUACAAAUGGUGCUAGUUUUGCUUCAUAUCCAUUGGAUACUGUUCGACGUAGAAUGAUGAUGACAUCUGGUGAAGCUGUCAAGUAUAAGAGCUCAUUUGAUUGCUUUGCAUAUAUCGUUAAGAAGGAAGGUGCCAAGUCUCUGUUCAAGGGGGCAGGAGCAAAUGUAUUACGGAGUGUAGCUGGAGCUGGUGUUCUAGCUUUCUAUGACCAGUUGCAGUUGCUUAUUAUAGGAAAGAAAUAUGGCUCCGGAGGUGCUUAAGUUUUAAAUAGUUCUGAUAAUGACGAAAAUCUGCAUUGUUUUAAUUUCUCAUACCAAGGAAUGUUAUUUAUUUUUUCAUUAUUUUAGUGGGAUGCACCACAUACCAUUGUAAUAUUGUUUUAAGUAUUUUCAACUUUUAAAUACCAAUGUUUAUUUGUCA